This is a messenger RNA of Arctia plantaginis, 900 nucleotides long. NCBI's taxonomy places the organism in Eukaryota, Metazoa, Arthropoda, Insecta, Lepidoptera, Erebidae. The record is from the annotation of a GenBank genome assembly.
AUGCCAACAGCUGAUUUAAUCUUCGGCAUUACGAGUAGUAUGAUAUUAACAACAAGUUACAUAAAAAGUACCAUCGAGUUUAAUAUAUUUGUGUAUUUUAAUUACUUAAAUUCAAAUAAGAAAAUGGCAGAUCAAGCAGAUCACCAAGCUGGAGACACAGGUCCACCGAAGGGGAUCCCGGCACUGAAGGCCCAUGUAGCUGCUAACAAAGUGGAUGUUGCCCUAUGGGCCAUCCGUGUUCUCACAGUACUAUUUACCAUAGGAUAUGUACUACCUAUAUUUAACAAUCCAGUGUCAGCAUUCUACAAAGCCCUCCUUGCAAACGCGGCGACAUCAGCGCUGCGGUUGCACCAGCGCAUACCCGCCCGCGAGAUCAGCGUGUCAAGAGAGUUCCUCGCGAGGUUCUUCUUAGAAGACAGCGCGCAUUAUCUCUUCUACUCACUUAUUUUCAUGAAUGUUGCACCCAACUUGUUGGUCCUGACUCCGAUCUUCUUGUUCGCGUUGCUGCACGCCGCGUCGUACUCAUUAACUAUUCUUGAUACGUUGGGCCAGAACUCGAUGUGGGUAGCCCGUCUGCUCAUAUCUCUGGUGGAGUUCCAGUCCCGCAACAUUCUGCGCGCGGCUGCGCUCGCUGAGAUCGUGCUGUUCCCGCUCGUUGUGUUCAUGGCAUUCUUUGGGUACUGCGGACUCCUGACACCGUUCGUGUACUACUACUUCGUGACGUGGCGCUACGCAUCACGCCGCAACCCCUACACGCGCAACACUUUCCGCGAACUGCGCGUCGUGGCCGAGGGCCUCUCGUCGCGCCCGGCCACCCCCGCCAUCCUCCGCUCCGGCAUACAGAGCUGCGUGCAGCUCGUGUGUCGCAUGGCCCCGCCCAUGGAACACGUGCAACAAUAA